UUAGCAUGAAUACUUUGUGUUGUGUAUUGAGCGAGCGACAAGGAGAGAAGAAGUUUAUUACAAGAGAGUGUAAGAAGUAAUGAAUUAUCAAGAAAGGUCGCUUACGCGAUAGGUCACGUCUGUAUAAAGUUCAGGUUUACGUUCCGUCCACAACACUUUGAAUUCAACGAGCUCUUCUACAAAAUAAACAUGUAACACCUAAAUCCAGCUGUCUAACUCAAUGGAAGCAUCUUGUCAAGCAAUGUUUCAUUUUGAUUGCAAUUUUAGUGUUCUCCGCACCAGUUGCAUAUUCAUUGUCAGAGUUAAUAAUGAUAGCUCGUCAUAAAAGUCCGACAGUUUCAAAUUUGAUAAAAAUAGUUAUUCUAUCAUCGAAAAAAUCAAGAACUAUGAUCAAAACAAAAUCUUCUACUGCGACAAAACUUGUGGGUCUACCUCCACUUUUUGAUGUUCCGAGCAGCAAUGAAACCAUUUCACCUCCUGCUGCAUUAUGUGGCAAACGAAUUGUGGGUUACUUUGCAGAAUUUGAGAAUUCUGUUCUAACAAGAAAACAACUUCAAAACAACUAAAGCCAGCUCUACUCUACUUUGAAAGUGAUGAUCAGUAUAGGCGGAUAAUUAAAUUCUCGUUCGUUUUCGGCAAUAAUGUCUAACGAAACAUCACGUAACGUGUUCGUAAAGUCCAUUGUCUCGUUUGUCCAAAAUUACGAUAUAGAUGGAAUCGAAAUAUUUUGGACAUGGCCCAAAUACAAGGAUGUGAAUAACUAAUAAUAAUAAUAAUAAUAUAAUAUUCAUUCAUGAACUUAGGAACACAUUCACUGAACUUCAAAAAAGGACAAAUAGAAAAAACGAGUACAUAAUUAGUUUGAUUGCUCCAAAAAAGAAAUCGAGGAUCCUUGUUAUUCGAUUUGGAAGAUUUUUUUUUCAGUUUGUUGACUUUUUCAAUAUUUAUUCAACACAAUUUCGAGAAAAACAAGUAGGACCUGAUUCACCAUUGUAUGGAGGAGAAGGUAGAAACAUCGAUGAGACAAUGAAGUAUUAUACUUGUAAAACUGGUCAACCAAGUAAAUUUAAUAUAUUUGUUUCUUUCCACGGAACAUUUUGGAAAGACGCCGAAUUACCAUUACGGAAUGAUUCUGAUGAUAUAUUCAAAGACAAAAACUUGACAAAAGGAGCAUUUGCUGUUCGUUGGAGAGAGCUACUUCAACAGAAAUGGAACCUGGAGGAGAUUAAAUUUCACAAUUUAACGAAAACCUCUUAUAUUUGGAUUCCCGGUCCACCUACCUGGUUUAUGACUUUAGAAGACGAAAAAAGUUUGAGAGAAAAAUGUUGCUGAUCAUAAUAUUGGAGGAAUAACCAUGUGGACAAUUGAUCAGGAUGAUGAUGAUCACACUCUUUUGAAAGUUGUAUCUUCUGCUGAAUUAUGCACUGGAGAUGAGAAGAAUAAGAUUAAAUACAAGUGUGAUUGACCGAAUUAAUCAAUUUUAAGUCAAACACAGAUCCCCAACUAGGGAAUGAUAAAACUUCUAUUAAUUAUUUGGCUCACUAGUAAAACAACAUUAUCGGUUGAAUACAUAAAUCCUGACCGUGUGUUGCUGCUGAUUGUUUUUAUUUAGUUCUGUUAUUAAUCAGAUAAGAUACUUGAUUCCUCUUCCUCAGUUUUAUUUUUCUUAUUUGACGUUCUUCCUUUAUAACAUCACCUUUCAGAAACUUGAUGUCAUCUAAAGUUUCUUUUUUUUUAGUAUGAAUGUUUUGAAUUCAACAAGUCCUCUUCUACAAAAUCGAAAUAUAACACCUAAAACCAGCUGCCUAACUCAAUGGAAGCAUCUUGUCAAGCCAUGUUUCAUUUUGAUUGCAAUUUUAGUGUUCUCCGCACCAGUUGCAUAUUCAUUGUCAGAGUUAAUAAUGAUAGCUCGUCAUAAAAGUCCGACAGUUUCAAAUUUGAUAAAAAUAGUUAUUCUAUCAUCGAAAAAAUCAAGAACUAUGAUCAAAACAAAAUCUUCUACUGCGACAAAAUAUGUUGGUCUACCUCCACUUUUGGAUGCCCCGAACAGCAAUGAAGCCCUUUCUCCUCCAGCUGCAUUAUGUGGCAAACGAAUCGUGGGUUACUUUGCAGAAUUUGAGAAUUCUGGUCUAACAAGAAAACAACUUCAAAUGCUAACACACAUUAUUUACCUGUUUGCUAUUCCAAGGAAUGGAGUUAUAACUAUUGUCGAUGACCGAUCUCUUAGAAAGUUCGAGGAAAUGAAAAGUAAUGCAAGAGAGGCAAGCUCUACUCUGAAAAUAAUGAUCAGCAUAGGCGGACAUUAUAAUUCUCGUUCAUUUUCGGGAUUGGUGUUUAAUGAAACGUCACGUACCGUGUUCGUCAACUCCAUAGUCUCCUUCGUUGAAAAAUACGAUAUAGAUGGCAUCGAAAUGUUUUGGAUGUGGCCAAGAUACAGAGAUAAAAACAAUUAUUUAAUGUUUAUUCAAGAACUUCGCUACGCAUUCACGGAACUCCAAAAUAAAUUGAAUAGAAAAGAAGAUUUUGUGAUCAGUUUAGUGGCCUCCAGCAAUCUCAACCUAUUAUUCAAUUUGGUGGAAUUCUUGAAUUCUGUCGACUUUUUUGGCAUUUACUUGUUUAAUAGUUAUUCAUAUCAAGUUGGACCAGACUCACCGUUGUACGGAGGAGGAAGUAGAAACGUCGAUGAGAUUAUGAAAUAUUAUAUUUGUAAAACUGGUCAGCCAAGUAAAUUUAAUAUUAUUAUUUCGUUCCACGCAACAUAUUGGGAAGGCACCGAUUUACCAUUACGUGAUGAUUCUGAUAAUAUAUGGAAAGUUAACGAAUCGGGAAGAUUAGCAGUUGCUUUACGUUGGAGAGAACUACCUCAUCAUAAAUGGAACCUGGAGAACAUUAAAUUUCAUAAUCUAACGAAAACUUCGUAUAUUUGGAUUCCUGGUCCACCUACCCGGUUUUUGACUUUAGAAGACGAACAAAGUUUGAGAGAAAAAAACCGUUAUGUUGCUGAUCAUAAUAUUGGAGGAAUAACCAUGUGGACAAUUGAUCAAGAUGAUGAUGAUCACACUCUUUUGAAAGUUGUAUCUUCUGCUGAAUUAUGCACUGGAGAGGAGAAGAAUACGAUUAAAUACAAUUGUCAUUGAGUGAAUUAAUCUUUGUUUAAAAGUCAAACACGGAUCCCCAACUAGGGAAUGAUCAAACCUCGAACAAAUAUUUGGAUCUAUAAUAAAAAUAUAUUGUCAUUCGAAUAAAUCCUCAUUGUGCA
Molecule: messenger RNA, 3259 nt
Organism: Caenorhabditis elegans
Lineage: Eukaryota; Metazoa; Nematoda; Chromadorea; Rhabditida; Rhabditidae
Gene: chil-1
Product: GH18 domain-containing protein
Exons: 7
Coding region: 1740-3137 (465 amino acids)
Biological process (GO): carbohydrate metabolic process
Molecular function (GO): chitin binding
Source: RefSeq, marked reviewed